Messenger RNA from Papilio machaon (common yellow swallowtail), 3520 nucleotides. It is a transcript of the gene Bsg25D, whose product is annotated as blastoderm-specific protein 25D. The coding region runs from base 750 to 3218 and encodes 822 amino acids. The transcript is spliced from 5 exons. Lineage: Eukaryota; Metazoa; Arthropoda; Insecta; Lepidoptera; Papilionidae. Gene Ontology annotation, biological process: microtubule anchoring at centrosome. Gene Ontology annotation, cellular component: centrosome. The record is from RefSeq and is a predicted model, not a curated record.
AAUAGUAAGCAAGAUGGACGACUUUCGGAAGAAAAGAAAAGGAAAAAUAUAGGAUUCUCAUAAACUUUGCAUAUUCCCACACGAACUUUCAUUCCCUCUUCCUGUUGUCAUUUUGUACCCUUGAGGCCAAAAACUUUCACAAACUUUCAAUAUCAUAUUUAUCAACAUCAAAUUAACGUACUAAAAAUAAGUUUGAAGCUUCUAACUGUAAAAAUGACGAAAUUUCCAUCCAAUAGCCACCCCCACUUACAACCCUUUUAUCGCGUUAAAGUAGCACAUGCCCGUUGUUCGUUAUGCGCGUAUGGUCAGAAAUUAUGACAACCGUCCUUAAGUACAACAUUAAUCCGCAUACAAAAUGAUUCCAUACGUUAUAGGCGUCAGUUGUCAAACUUAUCAUCAUUUGGCGAAAAUCAAAUAAGUACAAAAAUCACGGCAAACGACCUGUCCAUGCCUCUCUGAACCUCUGUGGUAAUUUAUUUCUAUGACUUGUCUGUUUUAUUUCUUGAUCUUAGGGAUAACACAAAUUUGACGUUUGACCAAAUUUGACAGUUGACAUGACUGACAAUGACAAGUGCCGUCUGGUCGUUGGGCCUGCCUUUAGCAAGACUUUUUAGUAUCAAAUAAGUUUCCUUUUUAUGAUCGUUAUUACUUAAUUGUUAUAAUUACACAAUAUGUGAUCAUGUAAAUAGUAGUAAAUUCUAAAUUUCUAUUUCGCAACUGUGUGCAUGAUAGCUGCUUAGCUACUAACUAUGGAUUGUGCAGACAUGAAUCACUAUGAAAAACAGCUGUACAUUGUCUUUAAAACAUUCGACGUAGAUAACGAGGAAGCCCUAGAGAAGUCUGCCGUACAAGAGUUAUGUGACGCGUUGCAGCUCGAAGACCGUGGCGCUACAUUAAUCGAGUCGUUGUUCGAGCGCCACCCCGGUCGAGUUACCUUCACACAGUUCCGCAACGGGCUGCUGUCCGUGCUCGGAGGGGGAGACUCGUCGCCUCUUGCCCACACAGCCACUGCCGCCUCAAACCUCUCGCAUCAUAGUGACGACGAAUCUUCAGGACGGGAGGUCGCUCCCAAGUUUGUAUAUGGUGCAAAGAAAUACGGGCGGCGAUCGCGGCCGCAGCACGUCUCGUCUGAGGAGGCGCCUAGACCGCGAGUCGCCUCUGACUCGCGGCUCGACGGUGAACGUUCCAGGGAACGAAUGAGGUGCAAACGUAGCGCAUCUGCUAUGGAGAGCCGAGUGCCAUCGACCGUCGACAGUGACGUCACAGCGGAAGCCCUCGAACACGACAGGCGCGUGGAUCGCGAACACGCCUUGUCCUUGUGCCGCAGUCUUCAGAUGACAGGCAUAGACAGCAGAAUCGUCGAUGGAGUCUUUGAAACCGUGUCCACAGACGAGAUCACAGUAGGUGACUUUUUUGAUCGGUUAAAUGCAUCACUAAGCACUUCUAUAGCUGCGUCUAUCGACGGCGUGAGUACUUCCUCGCAUAAUAUCCUUCCGAACUCUGAGGUAGCGAAUCGAGUUCCAGAUGAGAUGUCGAGCGAAAUGAUAGUAGAAGCAUUCGAGCGCUCCGGCGUCCGCAGACCGCGUCGAUUGCUUCUAGAGUUAGGUUUUGCGGCCGCUACGGUUCGUCCCUCGGACCUAGAGCGUGCGCUUGACGAUGAAUUGCAAGCGCUGACCGCCUCGCCCGAAGGUCAACCGGAAGCUCGCGAUUUUCUUUCUUUAGCUUUGCUUACCCUUUUGCGAUUGAGGCUAGAGCGGUCGCAGCAAUGCAUCUGUGCUACGGUUGCAGAGCGUGAUAAAUUACGAGUGGAUUUAGCAGAGGCAAACCGUCGCGCACGCCUUCUCGCCCAGGACGUCGAUGACAACCAUGCUCGUAUUGAGGACGAAUUAAAAGCGAGUUUACGCCAGGUAGAAGCGCGCCACAACGAGGCGACGCGCGCGGCUGCCGCCGAAAUGAGUCGCGAGCGCGAAAAAACUGCAGCGACCCUGUCGCGCCUCGAGGAAGAGAUCGCGCGUCGUGCAGAUGUCGAGGUGCGCCUGCGGGCCGACGCUGCGACCUUGUGCGAGCGAGUAAAGGAUUUGGAGAUGCGUGCUAUUACUGCAGAGGAAAAAGCACAGCAUUCGGAAAGAGAAAGAGCCCGCCUCGCAGCCGACUUAAAGGCCGCAGAAGAGGCCGGCGCAGUCGCCGCUGACGCUUCUCGCAGCUCCGCGCUGCAGCUAGAGGCGGCGCUGGCAGAGCUACGAUUAGAAAAUAAAUGGUUGCGCGACCGCAACGACGAGCUGUGCGCUGAGCUGGAGGUGGCUCCGCAACAGAGCGCGCGCGGCGGCCCCGCCCCCGCCCCCGCCCCCGUCCACGGCCCGAGCCCCGGUCCCGCGCCCGAUCUCGGCCUCUCCUGGCGAGAUGAGGCGCCACUCGAUACCUCACUCUCGCUCAACGACUCCUGCAAUGGUUCAUACGUUACCGAGGGAAAUGCUCAGUGCACCGUGAUUAAAACCCUUCAAGAAACUCUGGCUCGUAUUAAAGGUUUAUCUUUAUCUAAAGAUAGUACAUGUGAAUCGUGUCGGGCAGUUGCGGAUAUGAUUGCGUCAAUCGAGGGCACAGCGGCGAAUGCGGUGCGCUCAGACACCGGUGUGCAGACCGACGCCUGCGCCGGCGCGCACAACGCCGCCGCAGAUGAACCAUCCCAUAGUCCGCAACAAGCAGAUGCAGAUGAGAAAGCUCAACUACUGGCUGUUAUAAGCGAGCUGGAGUCGUCGUACGAUCAGCUGAAGAGGGAGUACGAGCAGAGCGAGGAGUACUGGGCGGGCAAGGUGGAGGAGGAGCGCGAGGCGUGCGGCGAGGAGCUGCGCGCGGCGGACGAGCGGCUGACGGAGCUGGUGGCGCGCAUCGGCGAGUACGAGCGCCAGUUCGCCCGCGCGCCGCUGCCCGCCAUAGAGGAGCGCGCCGCCCUCGAGCAACAGGUCACCGCGCUCGAGGACGAGUUCGCCGCCUACCGCCGCGACGCCGAGGCGCGGCUGGCCGCCCUGUGCGCGGUGUGCGCGGCGUGCGCGGGGUGCUCCGGGUGGUCCGGGUGCGCUGCGGGUGCGCUGCGUGCGCGCGCCGGACGGGCGGAGCGCGCGGCGCAGCGCCUGGCCGCACGCUUGGCCGCCGCAGACCUGCUCGUCAAGGACCUGUACCUGGAGAACUGUCGGCUGGCACACCGGCCGCGGCUGCCCUGACCUCGCAUCGCCUCGCAUCGCCGACGGGUGGAGACAGCAGCAAAGCUGCCGUUUGGCCUACCCCAAGCCUCGGCGCUCCGCAGCCUCUCCUCGUUGUGGAAAUCAAAUUUUGGAUAAUAAAUGGGCCCUUUGAUAAAAUAACACCGACAGCAUCGUUACAUUGUUGUGCGCCAGCGCCGCCUUCUCGCCGCGUGACCUGCACCAGGUACGUGGCACCUUGCUCACAGUCUGUGUGACACGGCGAGAGCGGCGACACCGGCGAGAGCGGCGAGAGCGGCGACACCGGCGAGAGCGGCGAGAGC